Aethina tumida (small hive beetle) is the source of this 3155-nucleotide messenger RNA. It is a transcript of the gene Pex1, whose product is annotated as peroxisome biogenesis factor 1. Gene Ontology annotation, molecular function: ATP hydrolysis activity; ATP binding. The record is from RefSeq and is a predicted model, not a curated record. The transcript has 14 exons. Lineage: Eukaryota; Metazoa; Arthropoda; Insecta; Coleoptera; Nitidulidae. Gene Ontology annotation, cellular component: cytosol; peroxisome; peroxisomal membrane. Gene Ontology annotation, biological process: protein import into peroxisome matrix. Bases 112 to 3069 code for a protein of 985 amino acids.
AAACAACGUACCUAACCUCACAACUAGUGAACUUUGUAUUCCUGGUUUAUGAAUUAAAUUAUGCGUUAAUCGGUUGUUGUCUCCUAGUUUGUUCGUUAGUAAUCCACCAAGAUGUUCGAGAGGAUGUUUAAGGUGAAGUUUUUGCCGUGCAAGAAUUGUUUCUGUUACAUUUCGUCCAGGUCUUAUCUGCCACAACAAGGGAACUACGUAAAAAUUAUGUUCGGUGAUGGAGACACCGCUUAUUUUUCCGUAAAUUACACCCUAACAAGCCUGGAUAAAGACUGUAUUGGCAUCAGUUCUAUCUAUGCGAAAACCUUGGGCAUUAAAGAGAAUGACACUGUGAUAUUAGUAGAAGUACACAAGCCUCCCUCUAUUAAAUCUAUGUCAAUUACACCCUCGUGUGAGAGUGACUAUGAAGUGUUGGAGCUACUGGCUGAGAACGUGCAGUCCACCUUAUUAGAUCAAAUUAGUGUGAUUAACUCAGGGAAAAAUAUAGUUAUUUGGAUUGGCAGGAAUAUUUUCGUCAAGGUUCCUGUUAGUGAUGUUAAGCCAGUCAAUUUGGGUUGCAUAGAUAAUCUAACAGAAGUCAUAAUUAAACCUCCGGCAAAACAAAACAAUGCUAAAAGUAUUACAUAUGAUAAAACUAAAAUACAGACUAAAAAUAACAAGCUCACAUCUGAGGUGCUUAAUGACGACUCCAUAAAGUAUUUUAUGAAGUUGAUUGAAGGACUGAAACUGGAUGAAAUUUUGCUGAAACAUCUAGACAAGUAUUUUGAUGAAAAAGAUGAUUUGCUGUUUAGAAUGAUCCCAACAAAGCAGGAGAAACUCUUUGUUGACUUGCAGAAAUAUUUACAUCCAUUUAACGUUUUCGUAUCUAGACAAAAGCUUGAACAAAACUGGUUGAAAACUAACUCCAAACAAACCCCAAUAAUAUGUCAAUUGGAGCUGUUAACGAACGGCAUGUUUCCACCUAAGCCACUUCAUGUGCGCCUUUGCAUAUUAGAAGAUUAUAUUCCAGAAUUCAACGCCAACGUCUACGAAGAUAACAUGUACGUGGGUGACGUAAUCAUGGAACAUUUCUCCUGUAAACCAGGAGCCAGGGGAUUCCUGAACUAUGAGCCAACCACGCCCUCAGUCAACGAAAUACACAUAUGCAGCAAAAAGAAUUACUUGAUCGACAUUAAGGAACGUUUCAAGCAGUUUUUGGCCGUCAAAACUGAGGGUCAACCCUUACUGUUAAACCCUGAGGUCGUUAUGGACAUCGACGACGGUAUUAAAUGCCUGCUGAAGUUUACGCCAAUUGAAUCAAAGUUUUGUCUCGUCGACGAAAAGUUGAUACGCGACUGCAAAUAUACGUUGCUGCAGGAUUUACAUGUUACGGAACCGGACGAGGAAAAAAUGAUGCCGGAGAAUAAUUUAAAUGCUUGUAAUUUUGGUCACAUUGUAGAUAAUGUUAGUAGGUUGUUUGAUUGUACUCGAUUAAAUAAAUUCGAGAAUGUUUUGCUCACAGGCAAACCCGGCACGGGCAAAACAACUUUGACCGCGGUACUACAAGACAAACUGAAAGUCUCCCCGUACUAUCUCUAUUCGGAGACGAUCCGUUGUAAACAGAUUAAAGGAAAAACACUCGAUUCCCUGUUGAAAUUAUUCUCGACCACCUUCUCCAAUCUGAUCCUCCACCAACCCUCCGUUCUGAUAUUGGACGACCUGCACGUACUGUGCGAAAACGUACCGGGCGAAGAGGUGGCACCGAACGCGAUCUAUUUUAAUAGGAUAAGCGAGAUGUUACAUGAUUUAUUUAAGUCAAACUGCGAAAAUAAUUUGAUUGGUAUUAUUGCCACGUGUGAGUCAACCAUGAAGUUGAACAGUUAUAUUUACACAUCCAGAGGAAGUCAUUUGUUUAAGAAUUUAUUUAGCAUUGACUCUUUUAAGAAGGAGGACAGAAUAAUGUUGCUUAAGUUCUUGUUUAAAAACUACACCCUUAAAUCAGUAGAUUUCGAUGAACUAGGGGUUAAAACUGAAGGUUUCGUUAUGCAGGACUUGGUCAAUUUUGCCAAUAAGGCGGUGUAUGAGGCGUACAAGGACGACCCCAACAGCUCACACGAACCAACAAUUACAAACGACCAUUGCGAAAGGGGUUUAAAAAACACCACUGUCCUGUCCCUGCACGACGUCCAGUUGCAUUCGCCCGGCGACAAAGACUUCAGCGACGUGGGAGGACUGAAGGUGGUCAAGGACCAACUGGUGGAAACGUUGCUUUGGCCGGUGCAAUAUCCGGAAAUAUUCGCUGGCGCACCGCUAAGAUUGCAGACGGGGAUGUUGCUGUACGGGGCGCCGGGAACGGGGAAGACAUUGAUGGCGGGCGCAGCUGCCAGACAGUGCGGCCUGAGGCUGAUCGCCGUCAAGGGGCCCGAGUUGCUGUCCAAGUACAUCGGGGCCAGCGAACAGGCCGUGAGGGACGUCUUCGAGAAAGCACAGAGCGCCAGACCCUGCAUUCUCUUCUUUGACGAGUUCGACAGUCUCGCUCCCAGGCGGGGGCAGGACACUACGGGUGUCACCGACAGGGUGGUUAACCAGCUGCUGACGCAGCUAGAUGGCGUUGAGUCACUGACUGGGGUGUGUGUGUUGGCGGCAACAUCAAGACCCGAUUUGUUAGAUCCUGCCUUGCUGCGACCUGGAAGAUUGGACAAACAACUGUUGUGUUCCCUGCCCAACGAGGCUGAACGUUUGGAGAUCCUGGAAGCUUUAUCGAAAACUUUGAGCCUGAGCAAGGACGUUAACUUCAGGAAGCUAGCUUCUAAGACUGAGGGCUUUUCAGGUGCUGACCUGCAGUCAGUCCUUUACACCGCCCAACUGUCUUCUGUGGACCAUCUUUUGUUAAACACGGAACCGGCACCAGGUUCAAGCAAACCUGUCAAAAUUACUCAGAAGCACUUGGAGGACGCUCUGAAGAAAACGAGGCCUUCUUUAACGCAGCAGGACAAAGUAAAAUAUGACAGAAUAUAUGCACAAUUCCAAGGUGGAUACAAGGAAGAUUUUAUACCUGGAACCAAAGCCACGUUGGCAUAAGUUUUAAAUUGUUUUGUUGAAUGUUUAAUAAGAAAUAAAUUGUUAUAUAUUUUCUGUUACAAAUUAAAUAAAAGUUAGUUUUUGAA